Phodopus roborovskii (desert hamster) is the source of this 1093-nucleotide messenger RNA. It is a transcript of the gene Mrap2, whose product is annotated as melanocortin 2 receptor accessory protein 2. The transcript is spliced from 5 exons. Gene Ontology annotation, biological process: protein localization to plasma membrane; regulation of adenylate cyclase-activating G protein-coupled receptor signaling pathway. Gene Ontology annotation, molecular function: signaling receptor regulator activity; type 5 melanocortin receptor binding; type 3 melanocortin receptor binding. Gene Ontology annotation, cellular component: plasma membrane; endoplasmic reticulum. NCBI's taxonomy places the organism in Eukaryota, Metazoa, Chordata, Mammalia, Rodentia, Cricetidae. The record is from RefSeq and is a predicted model, not a curated record. The coding region runs from base 395 to 1015 and encodes 206 amino acids.
CUCAGGAGCUCACCACCAGCCUCUGUGCCCAGCGCCGCCUCCGCCACUAGGUCGCUAGCACGCAUCUCCUCCGCAAGGCGGCACAGGGAGCGAAUCGCACAGCUGCGGCCAGCUGUGGUGGCGGUGGCGAGGCUUGGGCAUUGAAGGAGCCUGCGUGAAGUGAGGAAGGCCUUCUGAGAGCAAGUGCACCAGGAGACUGUUCAGAAGCUUCGGUUUUCACAGCACUUUAGAUGACACCGAGCACCGGAUAUUGUACUCGAUUUAAUCCGGCAAUCGGGAAUGUUUUGAGAGCAAACGAAGCUUGGAAGAAAGUGCCCCUAUAGCUCCAGGGAAGACGGAGGAACUGCCACACAUAAAUUAAUCCUUAGGAACUGCCCCCUCCCCCAGGGUGGAGAUGUCUGCCCAGAGGUUGACUUCUAACAGAACAUCCCUGCAGUCAGCAUCCAAUUCUGAUUACACCUGGGAAUAUGAGUACUAUGAAAUUGGACCAGUUUCCUUUGAAGGACUGAAGGCUCAUAAAUAUUCCAUUGUGAUUGGAUUCUGGGUUGGUCUUGCAGUCUUUGUGAUUUUCAUGUUUUUCGUGCUGACUUUGCUGACGAAGACAGGUGCCCCACACCAAGACAACGGGGAGUCGUCAGAGAAGAGAUUCAGAAUGAACAGCUUCGUGUCAGACUGUGGAAAACCACUGGAAUCAGAUAAGGUGUUUUCUCGUCAGGGCAAUGAGGAGGCCAGGUCUCUCUUCCACUGUUAUAUCAAUGAAGUGGAACACUUGGACAGGGUCAAAGUCUGCCACCAGACAACGGCCAUCGACAGUGAUGUCCAGCUCCAGGAAGCCAUCAGAGGCAGUGGGAGGCCUGAGGAGGGGAUAAGCAGAUUUAUGAAGUUUGAUAUCCCCAACUUCGUGGACACAGACCACAACUCCUCCUUUGGGGAGGAUGAUCUUCUGAUUUCGGAGCCAGCUGUUCUUCUAGAAAAUAAGCCGGUUUCCCAGACCUCAUGUAUAGACCUGGACUGAGAAAUGCCUGUGGGCGCUUUCCUGAGGAUGUGUUCUGUCUCUGGAUCCCCCCACUCCCCAUGGCCAGCUGUGUGCGUG